AUUCCUGGCGGUGAGGACGAAGUUCCUGGCAGUGACGACAAGGUUUCUUGCAGUGAGAACAAGGUUCCUGGCGGUGAGGACAAGGUUCCUGGUCGUGAGGACAAGGUUCCUGGUCGUGAGGACAAGGUUCCUGCCGGUGAGGACAAGGUUCCUGGCUGUGAGGACAAGGUUCCUGGCGGUGAGAACAAGGUUCCUGGCGGUGAGGACAUUGUUACUGACGUUGAAGGCAAGGUUCCUGGCGGUAAAGACACGGUUCAUGGCGGUGAGGACAAGGUUACUGGCGGUGAGGACAAGGUUCCUGGCGGUGAGGACAAGGUUACUGGCGGUGAGGACAAGGUUACUGGCGGUGAGGACAAGGUUCCUGGCGGUGAGAACAAGGUUGCUGGCGGUGAGGACAAGGUUCCUGGGCGUGAGGACAAGGUUCCUUGGCGUGAGGACAACGAUCCUGGCGGUGACGACAAGGUUCCUGUGGGUGAGGACAAAGUUCCCGGCGGUGACGACAAUGUUACUGGCUGUGAGAACAAGGUUCAUGGAGGCGAGGACUUGGUUCCUGGCGGUGAGGACAAGGUUCCUGGCGGUGAGAACAAGGUCCCUGGCGGUGAGGACAUUGUUACUGGUGGUGAGGGCAAGGUUCCUGGCGGUAAAGACAAGUUUCCUGGCGGUGAGGACAAGGUUACUGGCGGUGAGGACAAGCUUCCUGGCGGUGAGGACAAGGUUACUGGCGGUGAGGACAAGGUUAAUGGCGGUGAGGACAAGGUUCCUCGGCGUAAGGACAAGGUUCCUGGCGGUGAGAACAAGGUUUGUGGCCGUGAGGACAAAAUUCCUGGGCGUGAGGGCCGGGUUCCUGGGCUUGAGGACAAGGAUCCUGGCGGUGACGACAAGGAUCCUGGCGGUGAGGACAAGGUUCCUGGCGGUAACGACAAUGUUACUGGCUCUGAGGACAAGGUUCCUGGCGGCAAGGACUUGGUUCCUAGCGGUGAGGACAAGGUUCCUGGCAGUGAGGACAAGGUUCCUGGCUGUGAGAACAAGGUUUCUGGCGGUGCAGACAAGGUUCCUGGCCGUGAGGGCAAGAUUCCUGGCCGUGAGAACAAGGUUCCUGGCGGGGACGAUAAGGUUACUGGCGGUGAGGAUAAGGUUUCUGGCGGUGACGACAAUGUUACUGGCUGUGAGGACAAGGUUCAUGGCGGUGAGGACAAGGUUACUGGCGGUGAGGACAAGGUUAAUGGCGGUGAGGACAAGGUUCCUGGCGGUGAGAACAAUGUUCCGGGCGUUGCAGACAAGGUUUCUUGCCGUGAGGGCAAGGUUCCUGGCCGUGAGAACAAGGUUGCUGGCGGUGACGACAAGGUUACUGGCGGUGAGGACAAUGUUCCUGGCGGUGAGGACAAGGUUACUGGCGGUGAGGACAAGGUUACUGGCGGUGAGGACAAGGUUCCUGCUGGGAGGACAUGGUUCCUGGCGGUGAGGACAAGGUUCCUUGUGGUGAGGACAAGGCUCCUGGUGGUGAGGACAAGGUUUCUGGCGGUGUGGAAAAGGUUCCUGGCAGUGAGAACAAGGUUACUGGCUUUGAGAACAAGGUUACUUGCAUGAGGAGAAAGUUCCUGGCCGUGAGGACAAGGUUACUGGCGGUGAGGACAUUGUUACUGGCGUUGAGGGCAAGGUUCCAGGCGUUGAGGGUAAGGUUCCUGGCGGUAAAGACAUGGUUCCUGGCGGUGAGGACAAGGUUACUGGCGGUGAAGACAAGCUUCCUGGCGGUGAGGACAAGGUUAAUGGCGGUGAGGACAAGGUUAAUGGCGGUGAGGACAAGGUUCCUGGCGGUGAGAACAAGGUUCCUGCCGGUGAGGACAAGGUUCCUGGGCGUGAGGACAAGGUUUCUGUCGGUGAGAACAAGGUUCCUGGCCGUGAGGACAAGGUUCCUGGGCGUGAGGACAAGGUUCCUGGGCGUGAGGACAAGGAUCCUGGCGGUGACGACAAGGUUCCUGGCCGUGAGGACAAGGUACCUGGCGGUGAGAACAAGGUUACUGGCGGUGAGGACAUUGUUACUGGCGGUGAGGGCAAGGUUCCUGGCGGUAAAUAUAUGGUUCCUGGCGGUGAGAACAAGGUUACUGGCGGUGAGGACAAGCUUCCUGGCGGUGAGGACAAGGUUAAUGGUGGUGAGGACAAGGUUCCUGGCGGUGAGAACAAUGUUCCUGGCGGUGCGGGCACGGUUCCUGGCCGUGAGGGCAAGGUUCCUGGCCGUGACAACAACGUUCCUGGCGGUGACGACAAGGUUACUGGCGGUGAGGACAAGGUUCCUGGCGGUGAGGACAAGGUUACUGGCGGUGAGGACAAGGUUGCUGGCGGUGAAGACAAGGUUUCUGCUGGGAGAGCAUGGUUCCUGGCGGCGAGGACAAGGUUCCUGGCGGUGAGGACAAGGUUCCUGGCGGUGAGAACAAGGUUUGUGGCGGUGUGGAAAAGGUUCCUGGCAGUGAGAACAAGGUUACUGGCUGUGAGAACAAGGUUACUUGCAUGAGGAGAAGGUUCCUGGCCGUGAGGACAAGGUUCCUGGCGGUGAGAACAAUGUUCCUGGCGGUGAGGACAUUGUUACUGGCGGUGAGGGCAAGGUUCCUGGCGGAAACGACAAGGUUCCUGGCGGUGAGGACAAGGUUACUGGCGGUGAGGAUAAGCUUCCUGGCGGUGAGGACAAGGUUUCUGGCACUGAGAACAAGGUUAAUGGCUGUGAAAACAAGGUUACUGGCAUGAGGACAAGGUCCCUGGCCGUGAAGACAAGGUUCCUGGUGGUGAGGACAAGGGUCCUGCCGUUGAGAACAAGGUUCGUGGCGGUGAGGAAAAGGUUCCUGGCGUCCUGGUGGUGAGGACAAGGUUCCUGGCGGUGAGGACAAGGUUCCUGGCGGUGAGGACAAGGUUUCUGGCGGUGAGGACAAGGUUAGUGGCUUUGAGAAAAAGGUUACUAGCGGUGAGGACAAGCUUCCUGGCCGCGAGGACAAGGUUACUGUCGGCGAGGACAAGGUUAAUGGCGGUGAGGACAAGGUUGUUGGCGGUGAGAACAAGAUUUCUGGCGGUGAGGGCAAGGUUCCUGGGGGUGAGGACAAUGUUCCUGGCGGUGAGAACAAGGUUCCUGGCGGUGAGGACAAGGUUCCUGGGCGUGAGGACAAGGUUCCUGGGCGUGAGGACAAGGCUGCUGGCGGUGACGACAAGGUUCGUGGCGGUGAGCACAAGUUUACUGGCUGUGAGGACAAGGUACCUGGCGUCGAGGACUAGGUUCCUGGCGGUGAGGACAAGGUUCCUGGCGGUGAGGACAAGGUUCGUGGCGGUGAGCACAAGGUUCCUGGCGGGGACGACAAGUUUACUGGCGGUGAGGACAAGGUCCCUAGCGGCGAGGACAGGGUUCCUGGCUGUGAGGAAAAGUUUCCUGGCAGUGAGAACAAGGUUACUGGCUGUGAAGACAAGGUUACUGGCAUGAGGUCAAGGUUCCUGGCGCUGCGAACAAGGUUCCUGGCGCUGAGGACAAGGUUCCUGGCGGUGAGGACCGGGUCCCUGGCGGUGCGGACAAUCUUCCUAGUGGUCAGGACAAGGUUCCUCGCGCUGAGGACAAGGUUCCUGGCGCUGAGAACAAGGUUCCUGGCGCUGAGAACAAGGUUCCUGGGGCUGAGGACAAGGUUCCUGGCGUUAAGGACAAGGUUCCUGGUGUUGAAGAGAAGGUUGCCGGCCGUGAGGACAAGGUUCCAGGUGGUGAGGAUAAGGUUGCUGACGGUGAGCACAAGGUUCCUGGCGGUGUCGACACGGUUACUGGCUGUGAGGAAUAG
Paramuricea clavata is the source of this 3803-nucleotide messenger RNA. Lineage: Eukaryota; Metazoa; Cnidaria; Anthozoa; Malacalcyonacea; Plexauridae. The record is from the annotation of a GenBank genome assembly.